Molecule: messenger RNA, 522 nt
Organism: Cornus florida
Lineage: Eukaryota; Viridiplantae; Streptophyta; Magnoliopsida; Cornales; Cornaceae
Product: cyclin-dependent protein kinase inhibitor SMR10-like
Exons: 1
Coding region: 1-522 (173 amino acids)
Biological process (GO): regulation of DNA endoreduplication
Source: RefSeq, a predicted model, not a curated record
AUGGGAUUGCCUAAUUCUGGGCUCUUUUUAUCUCAAAGUGAUCUGAAUGCUAUGGAAUUCAAUUUUCUGUCAAAACCCAUGUCGGAGUUUCAAGAUUUUGAGUUUCAAAUUGCACCAAAAGAAGUCAGUGUUCAGCUUCAAGAACAAGAUCAGCAACAAGAAGAUGAACAAAAACAAGAACAAGGCGCCCUGCAAAAGGCUGAAGUGGGGGCUGUAGAGAAUCAGAUGUACACGGUCUUAUCUCCGCAUUCCUCUCACAUCCUCAAAAGGUCAUCCGUGGGAGAAUUCAAGGAAGAGGAUGAUGACGGAUUUAGAACUCCGACGAAUUUGGAUCAAAGAAUACCAAUAUUGGUCCCUCAAUGCCCACCUGCACCAAGAAAACCCAAGUCACUUCCAGUGACAAAAAGAUCAAAAGCAGCUCGCCGCGGAAUUUUAAUGGAAUUAUCGAAAGAGAUUGAGUCUUUGUUUCCUCCCGCUCUUCUUGCAGAUAUUGGUGGUAAGAUGAAGAAGGCAAGAAAGUAA